CCUCGACCGAGUCCUGAGAAAAAAAGCACCCCCCCCAUUUUUUCUUCUCCCAAACCACCCUCAGUCGACGGCUCCUGUCGCUGACGGAAGGAGGAGGCGGAGCGCCGCCACCAACCCCCGUGACGCCACUUCUCCGCGCCGGCCUUGUCGAGCCCGCUCAGCGCAGCAGCCUGCGGGCUUGUUUCUACGUCGGGCUAAGGCUCAGGAGGAGGAGGAGGAGACAGCGACGACGUGGCAGAGAGAUGGCACCCCUGGUUAUCUUUCAGAUGUCUUGACUCUCCAGCUGCUGCUGACCAUGGGUCUGAAAGCCAAGUCCCAGCCACCAACGGUGGAGAUUCCUGUCAGAGUGGCUGUCCGUGUUCGACCCUUGCUGCCCAAGGAGCGGCUGCACGGGCACCAGACUUGCCUACGAGGUGACCCAGAGACUAAGGAAGUUACCCUGGGGCGCAACCGCCAUUUCCACUUUGACACUAUCUUCACUGAAUCCUCACACCAGGAGUCUGUGUAUACUACUUGCGUGCAACCUCUGGUAGAAGCUUUCUUUGAAGGCUUCAAUGUUACUGUGUUUGCCUAUGGCCAGACAGGCUCAGGGAAGACCUACACCAUUGGAGAAGCUAGUGUCUCUUCUGUCAAUGAGGAUGAACAGGGCAUAAUCCCACGAGCCAUGGCUGAAGCCUUCAGGAUCAUGGAUGAGAAUGACCUGCUUGAUUACACGGUCCGCAUAUCUUACUUAGAAGUGUAUAAGGAGGAGUUCCGGGACCUGCUGCAAGUGGAGACAGCUAGCAAGGACAUACAGAUCCGGGAAGAUGACAAGGGCAAUAUUGUGCUGCACGCGGUGAAGGAGACUGAAGUCGAGGGUCUAGAUGAGGUUCUGAGCCUGCUGGAAAUGGGCAACAUGGCCAAGCACACUGGGGCCACCCACAUCAACAGAAAGUCGAGUCGCUCACACUCCAUCUUCACUGUGACAAUGGAGCAGCGGCGUAGUGCUGGGCGUCUUACUCGUCUCGCCCUUCAAGAGAAGUUCUUGGUUCCAGCCUCCGGCCAAGUUCUUUCCUCGAAAUUUCACUUUGUUGAUCUGGCUGGCUCUGAGCGGGUGAUGAAGACGGGGAAUACUGGGGAGAGGCUCAAGGAGAGCAUCCAGAUCAAUAGUAGCCUGCUGGCACUGGGCAAUGUAAUCAGCGCAUUGGGGGACCCCCGCCGGAAAGGCACUCACAUUCCUUACCGGGAUUCCAAAAUUACCAGAAUCCUGAAAGAUUCUCUAGGUGGGAAUGCCAAGACUGUGAUGAUUGCCUGCAUCAGCCCUUCCUCCUCUGAUUUUGAUGAAAGCUUGACCACGCUGAAUUAUGCCAACCGUGCUCAGAAUAUCAAGAACAAGGCGGUGGUGAACUGCCGUAAGGAGACAGAACAUGUAGAAGAGUUACAGCUGCAGAUAAAGAGCCUGCAGAGGGCACUAGAGCAGCGGCAUCGCUCGGAGACCCGCAUCAUCAACCGUUCGGAUGCUCCCAUCAAGCGGCACUCGCAGGAUAGUGCCUCCCGCUUGCAUGCAGAGUGCAACCGCUACAGGAAUUGUACUGAUGCUGCAUACCAGCUCUUCAUGGAAUUGCAAGGGGAAGGCAAUCUGACUAUGGACCAGAUUCUGCGGGUGAAGGACUGGUUGUGUGCUGUGGAGAGUGAGAGAAGUGAACUGAGCUCAUCCUCUGGCUUAGACAGUGGUAUUGAGAGCACAUCAGCAGAAGAUCAGAACCACAAAGCAGCAAGUUCCAAGCUGAUUAAGUCUCAGGAGCAAGAAGACCACACGGAAGGAACUGAGGCAGUGAAAGAAGAAGAUACGGCAAAGCUGGAGAAGCAAGUGGAGCAUUUAGAGGAGGAGAAUCGGGAUUUUCUAGCUGCCCUCGAGGAUGCCAUGGAGCAAUACAAACUGCAGAGUGACAAGCUGCAGGAACAACAAGACAUCAUCUGCAAACUACAAAUGUACCUGCAGAUGAAGAUGCCAAAUCUGGGUGUGCCUGAACUGCUGCAGAACGUCUUCCUGGUGCAACUUAGCCAGAGGCCUCACACAGCUCCUGUGGGUGCUGCCCAGUCCCACCAACGGCUUAUUAGGCUUCCCCAUAAUAGCCAUAGCAAGCUCUGCAGUGUCCCAGCUCACAAUGGGAAGGACUUGUUGGGAUAUCACCAAAGACUCGCUCAAGGCUUGGUAUGCAGCUUGGAAGCUAGUGAUACGAUACAAACACAGGAGCUUGACAAGGCUUCAGAGCAGCCAGUGGAGCCAUCUGUGGAGGAGGAAGACCAUGAGCCAAUGCGGUCCCUUUACCAGCGCAGAAAUGGGAUCUACAGCUAUAACAAGGAGAACGUUUUAAACAAGAGGAGCAGCAGGAAAUGGCACAUAAGCAAGCCAGCACUGGUCCAGGAGGAGCUUCCAGAAUCAUCCAAAGAGGAGUGCAGGAGACCAGAACUGAGCAAUUGUGGAGAAGAUUUUUCAGGGAAAGAUUCAGAGUGGCGGCUACUUCAAGCCCACCAGAAGAUCCGUGAGCUGGCAAUCAACAUCCGCAUGAAGGAGGACCUGAUUGUGGAACUCAUCAAGACAGGCAAGCAUGCCCAGACUAUGAACAAGCAAUAUUGUCAGAAGAUCUGUGAUCUGGAACAGGAGGCAGAACUGGUGCGAGUGGAAUUAAAUGAUGGCCAGAGGCAGCUGCAGGAGCUGGAAGGCAAGGAGCCCCGAAACCCUGCGGAGAAGCGGAAGCUCCAGGAGUAUCGUACCAAAGUGGCCACGGCUCAGAGCAAGGCAAAGAUUCUGCAAGAGAAGAAGCAAGUGACGGAGAGGCUGGUAUCUCUCUCUGCUCAAAACGAGAAGCGCUUGCAGGAGCUGGAGAGGAAUGUGCAGUUGAUGCGGCAGCAACAGGGGCAACUUCAGAAGCGCCUGCGGGAGGAGGUGGAGCAGAAGCGGCGCCUGGAGACCGAGAUGCACAAAGGGCAGCAUCGUGUCAAGGAGUUGGAGCUGAAGAACGAGCAGCAUGAGAAGAUCCUGCGCAUCAAGACUGAGGAGAUAGCAGCAUUCCAAAGGAAGCGCAGGAGCGGCAGCAACGACUCCAUGAUCAGCCUGGAGCAGCAGCAGAAAAUUGAAGAGCAGAAGAAGUGGUUGGACCUAGAGAUGGAAAAAGUCCUUGAGCAGCGCCGUGCCUUGGAUGAGCUGGAAAAUGAGCUGACCAAACGGGAAGCCAUAGUAGCAAAGAAGGAAGCUCUCCUUCAGGAGAAGAACGGCCUUGAAAACAAGAGACUCCGCUCUAGCCAGGCCUUGAAUGAUGACAUCAUGAGGGUGUCCAGCCGCCUGGAGUACCUGGAAAAGGAACUGAUGCAGAAGAGUGGGCAGCUUUGCCACAGCAGCGGCCAUGAUCAACAGCAGAUCCGGCAAGAAAUUAACAACUUGCGUCAAGAAAAGGAUCAAUUGCUCAAACAAAGGCUGGAGAUAGACAACAAGCUGCGCCAGGGCACCUUGCUGUCCCCAGAGGAGGAACGGGUUCUUUUCCAGUUGGAUGAAGCCAUUGAGGCACUAGAUGCUGCUAUCGAGUACAAAAACGAGUCAAUCACUUGCCGACAGCGUGUUCUGCGGUCCUCUGCCAGUCUCCUGUCCCAAUGUGAGAUGAACCUCAUGGCCAAACUCAGCUACCUCUCAUCCUCCGAGACCCGGGCACUGCUGUGCAAGUACUUUGAUAAGGUGGUGACUCUGCGGGAGGAUCAACACAGGCAGCACAUUGCGGUUUCAGAACUGGAAAUGCAGCUGGAGGAGCAGUUGCAGCUGGUGUUUUGGCUGGAAGUCGCUCUGGAGCGCCAGCGCUUGGAGAUGGACCGCCAACUCACACUGCAGCAGAAAGAGCAUGAGCAGAACAUUCAGCUUCUGCUCCAGCAAAGCCGGGAGCACAUGGAAGAGGGGCAGGCAAACAGCAGGCUUCAAUACCAAGGAAGGAUCCAGGCACUGGAAACAGAAUUGGCCCAUUACAAGAGGGUAAAUCAUGAGCUGACCCAAAGGCUGAGCAUGAGCGAUGUGGAGGGACAAGGCAGAGGCAUGGAAAGAAUCACGUAUGUGGCUGGGGACAGACCUGGUUCAAUUAGAAAACAUGGUGACUUUAGCAAUAAUAGCACGUUGGAACCCAUGCAGAUGGCAGCCUCUGAAAGAAGCCAUAGAAAUGGGGAGGAAGCCAGGGAUUUGGUCCAUGCAGCCUUACCAUCUACCUGGAGACGCUCUUCACUGUCCAGCGCCAACACUUUGGUACCAGAAGAGUUUUGCCAGAAAGAAGCAGACUUUUUAUCCAGAGGUGGCCAGCUUAAGGAAGUAUCCCUGCCACUGAACCUAGCUCCUCUUCUGAAGUCCCACGUGGAGCUAUAUAGGACUGGGCUGACAUUCCCGGAAAUCAUUGAUGUCAGGAAAAACCCAUUCUAGACACUAGCUUCUGCCUGCUGCUCUUGCUCAAAGCUUGGGAGUAGAAAGUAUUGUGUAUAGAACACCUACAAUGUAUUAUUACAAGCUUACUAAAAUGGUCAUUGAUGGCUAUGCUGAAUUUAAAGGUGCAAAUGUCUUCUUAGUUCAAGUUUUAUUUGGGGUAACAAAGCAAACAUGGCAGGCUUUUUUUUCCUGCAGCACCCUUGGUGUUUAGCUGUAGUACGUCCCACAGGUAAGACCACUAAAAAGCCGCCUCUUUGGAGGUAGUAAAGUCAGAAGGAUGCCUAGAAACAUGUAAAUAUUUUAACUAGCCUUUUAUACGGUAGCUUCUAAUAAACCACAGCAACUUUUGUGUAAGAGUCUGUAAUGUUUUA
This is a messenger RNA of Rhineura floridana, 4809 nucleotides long. It is a transcript of the gene KIF7, whose product is annotated as kinesin family member 7. Gene Ontology annotation, biological process: microtubule-based movement; mitotic spindle organization. The transcript is spliced from 19 exons. Gene Ontology annotation, molecular function: microtubule motor activity; ATP binding; microtubule binding. The record is from RefSeq and is a predicted model, not a curated record. The coding region runs from base 296 to 4435 and encodes 1379 amino acids. NCBI's taxonomy places the organism in Eukaryota, Metazoa, Chordata, Lepidosauria, Squamata, Rhineuridae.